AUGCGACUGGGGCCUGCGUCGCCCUCGUCGCAUCCCGUCGCAGCGUGCGUCGCCUCGCAUGGUGACACGUGCGACUGGGCGACCCGCGCGACCCAUCAGCUGCUGCACCGCCCGUGGAGCCCUCCCGUAGCGGCGCUGGCCGUGCUGGGGUUCGCGCUGCUGUUGCUCCGCGCACUUUCUGGGCAGGCGGCGCGAGUGCGCGAUCUGGAGAUGCGAUUACUAGGGGCGGCGGGGGAACAGGCGGUUGAACAGGAGCGGGUGAGCAAGGGGGAAGAGGAGGAGAACAUGGUGGGGAAGAAAGGGAGGAUAGGGAAAGAGAUUGACGGGGUGAAGGAGGAGUGCGCGAGAGCGAGGGGUGCGGAUGCAGGCACGGUGGUUGGCGCAUUGGUCUCACGGGAUGGGGACGUGGCUGCGCGCGCAGCUGUCGACCUGCUGGUUCACGGAAUAGCGGCGCCCAUGAGAGGCGCGCUGGGCAUGCUGCGCCUGCUGGCGGCGACCGUGCGCGACCCCAUGCACCUCGACCUCAUCCACUCGCUCCACGCCUUCGCCGCACAUCUCACCCGCCUUGCCGCCGCCGCCAGCGCCACGUGGCGCGCGCAGGCCGGCCCGCUGCCCGUGGUGACGUCAGCGGUGGACGUGCGGGGGGUGGCGGACGAGGUGGUGGGUUUGGUGGGCGGGGAGGCGCGCGAGAAGGGGUUGGAGCUGGCGUGCCUCGUCAUGGACGACGUGCCUCCGCUGCUGCUCUCCGACGCCCUCCUUCUCAAACAGGUGUGGGUGGAGGUGGUGGUGGAGGACACGGGUGUGGCCGUGCCUCAACCCGUGGUGGACGCACUCAACGCCCUGGACCGCGCUAACGCUGCUGCCCGCGCGUGUGCUGCUGUACCAGAGUCGUUCCUGCCUCUCCAUGCCACCACGCCCCUGCUGCUCGCCCAUGCACACCUCCUGGCGACAUCUCUGGGCGGAUCUCUCUCGCUCGCCACAGCACCCACCAUCGGCACCACCAUCGCUCUCUCCAUCCCCAUGGCCCUCCCCCCUCUCGCCCCCACGCCCUCCUCCUCCCCCGCCCUCCUCCCCUCCGCCCCAUCACCUCCCCCGCCCCAUGCGCCUCUCCCCCUGCCUUCCGCCCCGCCUCUGCGCCCUCCUUCCCCCGUGCGGGGGGAAGCAGCGGCAGGCGGAGGGGGAAGGGAUCCCGGUGCUGCUGCAGCAGGGGGAGGCGCAGGGGAGGGGGGCGCAAUGGGGGGCGCAUAUGAGGGGAACGGGGAUGGAGUUGCCAGUGAGGGGGGGAGAAUGGGCGGGUGGAUGGGGGAGGUGGGGGUGAGGGAGGUGGGGGCGGCGGAGAGGAGGGCAGUGAGGGAGAUGGGGGCGGUGGGGGGUGUGGCGGGCGAGCAGUGGGAGGCAGUGGCGCCGCUGGUGGAGCAGGUGCAGGGCGUGGCAGCAUCACUGCUGUCGCGCCUGGGCAUGGACGUGGAUCUCUCAGACAGUGUGGCUGACGCCGUUACUGCCCUCCAGUGCGCCCCUCCCGCCCUGCACCCCGCUUCACUCCUCUCUCUUCCCUCACUUGCAACCAUCUGCCCCACACACUCUCAUCAUGCUGUGUCGUUUGCCACUCCUGCCCUCGUGAUUCCCAUGUUAUUCCAUACUCUCCCUUUCCGCAUUGUGCCCCUCUUUCUCCUUUCUUCUGUGCAUGCAGCAGCAGCAGCAUGGCAGGGAGGGGUGGGGAGCAGUGGGAGCCGGUGGGACGUGGUGCUGGUGGAUGCAGACUGCGAUGGCACCCCGGGCUCCGGCCUCCUCCUUGGCUCCCAUGUGGCCCGAAUCAACGCCGCCCACGCCGCCGCCCAUGUCGCCGCCCAUAAUGCCUACUCUCACACUGCCGAGCACACUGUCGCACAUGCUCCCGGCAGCGACUCUGCUGUUGCCCCCGCUGCUCCUGCUAUGGCCGUUUCUGCAGGGGACAUGGACCAUGCGAAUGCAGCAGGGGCAGCAUCAGCGGCAGGGGCAGAGGCAGGGACGGGGGGCAGAGGAGGGUUCACGCCAUUGGUAGAUGAUGGCGUGGGUGGGGAGGAUAAGGGGGAUAGUGGGGCGAGAGAGGGGUGUGGUGGGGGGGCGGACAUGGGGGCAGGACAGGCAGAGCAGAGGGUAUGGGGUGAGUGCAGAGAGGGCGAGCGUGGGGAGGGGGUGGUGGAAGGGCGUGUGGGGAGGGAGGAGCGGGGUGAGGGGGAGCAGUCACAGGUGCAAGCACAGGCACAACAACAACAGCAGCAGCGGGCAGAGGCAAAGGCAGAGGCAGAGGCAGAGGCAGAGGCAGAGGGAGAGCAGCAGCGGUGGGCGGAGAGUGCAGAGUCGCUUGUGUUGCCUGCCAUCUCAUCCAAGCUCGUGCUGGUGGCUCAGGCAACGAGUGAGGACAUGGCAUUGGAAGCAGCGGCACACGGCUUCUCCUGCAUCGCCCUCAAGCCCCUCCGCACGCCAGUGCUCGCUACAGCCAUGCUGCAGGCCCUGGGCGUGAGUGCGAGGGAGGUGCAGCAGGCAGCAGCACAGCAACAGCAGCUGCACCUUAGACGACUGCUGCGAGGCAAAGUGGUGCUGGUGGUGGACCCGCGCUUCACCACGCGCAAGGCAGCAGCUGUGGCCAUCUCCCAGUUCUCUGAUGCAGCCUGUGCCGUCGCCUCACCUGCAGAGGCCCUCGCACGCCUCUCCCCGCCCCACCACUUCCACCUCGUGCUGCUCUCCCUCUCCCUCCCCGACCUCCCCCCAUCGCUCUUUGUGCAACGGUUGCGAGAGAUGGAGGCUGCAGCACCUGGGGGUGUAGCGGGGGGGAGCGGGGAAGGUGGGGGAGGUCCAAGAGUGGGCGCUGAGAUGCCUAGGAGUGGCAGUGGCAGCAGCGCUGCAGCGGGUGGUGCUGCAGAGGGGGCAUGUCAAACUCAAGUGCCUGUUUUGGGGAUGGUUACUGAUUUCCUCACCAACGACCUGCCACCACGGUUGAGCGACUGCCGUGUAGACGGUCUCCUGGCGACACCCAUUUGUGAAUCGCAGAAGCUCAUCGCGCCAUGCAUACCACGGCCGGCGGUAGGCCGCGAUCGGCGGCGGGUGGCAGUGGUGUCGGCGGUGGGGAGCGCGGAGAGCGGAGGCGCGGAUGCGUUGGGGAUGGCGGGAGAGGCUUACGGGCAGAUGGCCGAGGCGCUGCUUAACGGGCUGCCGCCCGAGGUGGAGCAGGCGGUGGUGGCGGUGCAUCGCGAGAUCGCGCAACUCGCGGCGGACGCGGGCCUCUCCAUUCCGCUCGACGACCCGGCGUCGUUGCGCCAGUGGACGGUGGCGCUUGUGCUGCUCGUGCUGUACGCCGCCGCGCCCCCCGCGCCGCUCAUGGGGCUGCUCGACUUCCUCGUCGCGCCCCUGCACGCGCGCACCGACAAGGAGCUGGACCCGGCGCGGGUGAAGGUGGGGCGGCAGAUAGGCGAGGGCAGUUUCGGCGUGGUGUUCGAGGGUUUCAUCUCCAACGGCAAGGCGGGCAAGGAGGGACGGUGGGAGCGGCGGGUGGUGUUGAAGCGAGUCAAGACGCGCGUGAAGCACUCCGACGAGAUGAGGGACGUCGAACUCUACAUGAACCAUCGCCUGCAGCGCACGGCGCCGGGCGUGUGUGCGCGGUUCAUAGGCACCAUGCAGGUGGCGCCGGAGCAGGCCAGCGGCAAGCUCGAGGAGGGCGUGUGGCUGGUGUGGGAGUACCAGGGCGAUCGCACGUUGGACCAGUUCCUGCGCCACCGCUCCUACCCGCUCAACCUCGCCAAACACGUGCUGGGCGUGGACGACGCUUUGUUGCGGGGCAGCAAGGGCAGCAGCGAGGAGGAGAGGGAGCAGCAGGUGUGGAUGGAGUGGGAGGUGGCGCAGGAGGUGACGAGGCAGAUCCUCUCCGACCUCAAGCACCUGCACUCCUGCGGAGUGGUGCACAGGGACGUGAAGCCAUCGAACCUGAUACUGGACGAGCUGGCGGGCAGUCUGUGUCUCAUCGACCUGGGCGCCUGUGUCGACCUGCGCUCCGGCCACAACUACGUGCCCAACGAGACGGUGAUGGAUCCCAAGUACUGUGCACCGGAGCGCUUCGUCAUGCCGCCCAGCUCCACGCCGCCGCUGCCGCCCGACCCGCUGGCGUCGCUGCUGUCGCCCUUCCUGUGGGCGCUCAACACCCCUGACCGCUUUGACGUCUACUCCGCUGGCAUAGUGCUGAUGCAGCUGUGCAUGAAGCGACUGCGCAAUGCGUCUGCUCUGAAGGAUUUCAACGAGGAGUUGAGGAGGUGCGACCACGACUUGGCCAAGUGGAGGGCCACGUUCAACCCCAGCGAUGACGACAUGGCCGUGCUCGAUGCCAAUGGGGGAGCGGCAUGGCAGUUAGCGCAGCAGCUGCUGAGGAAGCGACCCAACCAUGAGGAGGCCGUGUGGCCCAGCGCCAUGGGCGGGCGGCCAUCCGCAGCCCAGGCGCUGCGCCACGCGUUCUUCUCCCUGCGCGCGCCAGAGCCCUACCGCGCGUCACGCCUGGCAGCGGCCACGCAGGCAGCGCUCUCAGGCACGGCGUACGCCACGCUGGGGCGCGGAGGGGGCGCCAUGGCGCAGGCCAAGGCGCGCGCUGCCCAGGAGAAGGCCCGGGUGGCGGGGCGGGUGGAGGGGCGGAAGGGCAGGGCGGGGGAGGAGAAGGGGGAGAAGGGCAAGGCGCGGAAGGAGGCUGGGGAGAAGGGGGGGAGUGCUGGGGGAAGAGGAGGGGAAGGGAUGGGCGUGGAAGGGCUGGUGAUGGCGUGGGGGGGAAGGGGGAAGGGGGAGAGAGAGGAGUCAGGGAGUGAGGGGAAGAGCGCCGGUGGGAAGAAGCAAGGGGGGAAGGGCGCAGAGGGGUCAGGGGAGGGGAGGGUGGAGGAGGGGGUGGUGUUUGCGCUGCAGCAGAUGUGGGCUGCUAGCAAUGGCGGAGGGGGGAGUGGCAGUGAGAGCAGGGGGAAGGGGCGCGAGGAGGGUGUGGGGUCGGAUGGCAGUGGGAAGGGGGAGAGGCGGGUGAGGAAGGCAGGCAAGGGGGAAGAGGGGGCGAAGGGGGCAAGGCAAGGGGCGGUAGCAGGCAAGGGGGAGGCGCAGGGGCAGGUGGGCGCACUGGGGGCAUUGGGCGCGCUGGGCGCAGGGGGGGGAGGGCAGGGGGCGGAGGUGGUGCUGGAGGCGCUGAGGCGGGUGCUGGGGGAGGGGGUGGGGGCGGAGGGGGGGAAGGGGGAGCAGGGCGCAGUGGAGGGGCCAGCAGUGCGGUGGGGGGAGGGGGGCGUGCAGGGCAUGGUGAGCGAGGGACGGCGGGUAGUGAGGGAGGCGUUUACUGGCGCUGUGGUGGCGCAUGCGGAGGCGUACAGUGGGGGGUCGGAGGGCAGGGCGGGGGGCAAAGGCUCUGGGUCGGGCACGGACAAGGGGUCUGGCAAAGAGGAGGGUUCGGGCAGGGAGAAAGGGUCGGGCAGGGAUGGCAGUGCGGGGAGCAGGGAGAAGGUGGCUUCGGGUAAGAGCAAAGGGGGGUCAGGGAAGGGGGAUGGAGGCGAGGGGGGUGGGAGCAAGGGCAGUGGCAGGGGGGAGGCGAAGGAGGCAGGUGGGAAGGCGAGGAGGAAGGAGGAGGGCAAGGGGGCGCGCAAGAGAGAGCUGGUCGCCGCAGCCAUGGCCAGCAGUGGCAGUGGCAGUGGCAGUGGCGGUGGUGGCAGCACGGUGGAGUUACCAUUCGACCUGCAGCGCUCCAAGGCCAUUGCUGAUGUCAGCCUGCUCCUGGCGUUGUGCAGUCAGGGUGACGAGGAGGAGAGGGAGAGUGGUGGGGAGAGUGGAAGCGAGGAGGGGAGUGAGAGGAGCUCUGUAGGAGCAGGGAAGCAGAAGCUUCACAACAGCAGCAGCAGCAGCAGGAGCAGCAGUGAGGUUGAAGCAGAGCAAACGUGUGCCACAUCAGGCGCCUCUUCAGCACGAGCAGACCCCACUGCCCCUGCAGUCUUGGACGUAUCUGUGCCCUCACGCGCCCUGUCCCCUGCCUCGUCCCCUCUGGACCCCGAGGCACACCCACUGGCGGCAGCGCUGCUGGCAGAGGGCGGUGCAGGCGGUGGCGAGGGUGUGGUGGGUGUGCAGCAGGCGGAGGUGCGGGUGGGGGGCGAUGGGAGUGUGCAAGUGAGUGCGAGUGUGGGGGGUGUAGAAAGCACGGUGCUGCUGCGAGCGGACAGCACUGGGACGCUCGUCAUGGCCGUGGGGGGUGCCACUGCGGGCCAGGCACCAGCAGCAGUGGCAGCAGCAGAGGGCGCAGAGGCGAGUGCAGUGGCAGCAGGUGGCGUGGAAGGAUCCUCUCUGCCUGCUGCCUCGCCACAGCCCCUUGCCACUCCAGCCUCCACUGAGACUGCCCUUGGACAGUCGGUGCUGCCACUGUGGGGGUGGCUGGGAGGGCGAGAGCCAGCCAGAGAGGCGCUGGCAGAGGCAGCGGCUCAGCUCGCUGCAAUCAGAAGCAAGCUGCCCUCCGCCUCCCCCCCUGCAUCCCCCACCUCUCCUCCAGAACUCUCUCCCUCCACCUCUCUGGCCCCUGCUUCCCCGCCUGCACCACCCGCUUCGGCACCUACACUGGCGCCCACAGAGAAUGCAGCAUUUGUUGCUGGUGGUAGGGCGGAGGAGGAGGCGAGUGGGGAGGAAGAGAAGCAGAAGCAACUGUUAUCUGCUGUUGAUGUGCCGGCUGUGCCUGCUGUGGCUGAGCCAUCUGUCACGGAAGAAAAACGGGAGGAUUCAAGUCAAGGGAUGGGAAUGGAAGGGGCGCAGCGAGAAACAGCAGAGGGAACGCUGGUGGUGAGACCGGGUGCAGGAGAGAGAGCUGGGUUUGAGAGCACGGCUUUUUUCAGUGUGGAUGCCAGAGUGGGGGAGAAGCUGGCGCAACAAGGGAGCAGCAAUAAUAACAGCAACAGCAGCAGCGGUGGUGUGCUGCAUGGGCUGCAGGAGCAGCUAUCGGGCCUGUCUCCCUUCGCCAGUGCCAUUCGGGCCCUCACAGGCGUGUCACUGUGGGGCGGCGGGCAGAGGGUGGCGGGCGGCAUGACAGAGGCGCAGGUGAGGGAGCAGCUGGAGGAGCUGCGGCGGAAGAGAGAGGCGCGCAGAGCGGGGGCUGAGGGGCUCAACGCUGCUCUGGCGGGGCUCAACAGCCAGAUGGUGGACCUGCAGACCACACUGCAGGAGAACAAGCAAGCCGUCACAGAGCAGAAGAAGAUUCUCACUCGGGGCAUCGCGCUUCGCCCGAAAGUUGAAACGGCAGGCCCUCCAUCCGCCGUUGAGGGGGACAAGUCGAAGUUGACGGCCAGCGGUGCUGAGAUGUCGGCCCGCCAUCACCUCGCCGCCGAUUGCUCGCUGCUCUAUGCUCGACCAACACCAUCCACGCCAAACAUAACUGCCUCCACAGCAGGCCGUCAAUCCCCAUCCGUCAUUACACCUGUUCCCCCUGUGAUUGAGUUCCUUGAGAUUUCCUCGCCUUUUCUCUCGCAGCAGAUAUAUUUCUUGCUUUCUCCUGUUAGCUCUUGCUCAACGCUAGCAAUUCGUGCCUUCGGGACUGACAUCGACAAUAUGGCUAUCUUGGCAGUUCAACCGUCUACUCCGCACUGUCUUGUUGACAAAAAAAGCUCCUACGUAGUUUCGCAUGCUAUCAGUCCCGUCGAGGAUUGCGAUAUUCUCUCGCCCAUAAUUGACAGUAUAUCUUGCAUCCACGAGAACAAGGAGAAUUUGGAGCUCGGCAGUUUCGAGGAGCGGCUGGUGGACGCCUUUUGCCGCGGAACCCUCGACGCCGAGGUGCCGCAAGCCAUCGACGACAUCAUCGCCCUCGCACAGCGCCUCAGCCUCUCGCACGGCGACACUCACGCUCGCGAUACGAGCGUUGCGAGCGACGCUGACUCGCCAGUCUCUGUCGUUCGACGAUCGCCCCUGAACGACAUCUCGUCGAUCCACAGUGACGACGACGACCAGGUAAGCCUCGGAAGCCGCUCGUUGCGAGGGAAAGACGCCGUAUUGACACGUGAAUAA
Molecule: messenger RNA, 8022 nt
Organism: Closterium sp. Yama58-4
Lineage: Eukaryota; Viridiplantae; Streptophyta; Zygnematophyceae; Desmidiales; Closteriaceae
Source: the annotation of a GenBank genome assembly